UCAAUAGAACUAAUGAAAUUACAAGAUCGAACAGGCUUGCAUCGCAAUCAAGUUGCUAAUGCAAUUAUCAAAUGUUGGUCUAUUGUAGCAAAAUGCUCUCAAUUAGCAUUUAAGCUAUCAUUAACAAAUGAUGAUUAUAAAGAGCUCGAAAAUAUUCUAAAAAAGGAAAGACAAGCUUUGAUUGGA
Messenger RNA from Funneliformis geosporum, 186 nucleotides. NCBI's taxonomy places the organism in Eukaryota, Fungi, Glomeromycota, Glomeromycetes, Glomerales, Glomeraceae. The record is from the annotation of a GenBank genome assembly.